GUCGGGUUGAAUCCAGCCGAUGCGCAGCGCAUCUACAACAUGCUCAGCAAGCACGGCAAGGAGGAGAUCUCUCGCGAGAACUUCAUGCAAACUCUGCGUGAUCUGUUGUCUGCCGUGGUGGGCUCCAAGAAGCACCUCUCCUUUCGGCAGCUCCGCGUGGUGAUGGCGACGGCCUUUGAGCGCUUCGACAUGGAUGGUGACGGCCACAUUUGCGUGGAUGAGUUCGCCUGUGCUCUUCGGAGCUACGACAUUCGCCUGGGGCCCUCGGAGAC
Messenger RNA from Symbiodinium necroappetens, 272 nucleotides. NCBI's taxonomy places the organism in Eukaryota, Dinophyceae, Suessiales, Symbiodiniaceae. The record is from the annotation of a GenBank genome assembly.